UUUAAACACAAUAAAACCUCUUUCUCGAGAACAGUAACACAGUACAAUUUCCUAGUAAAAAAAACAACUACCCAAAAUUUCGACCACUCCCAUGAGCCUUGAGAGCGACUUCCUAUAAACAAAACCACUCACUUUCUCUCUCCUCUUUACUGUCAUACGCUACUUUCAUGCAAAUAGCACCUUCCCUAAACCUUUACCCACUCUUCACUUCUCUCUCUCUACAUUUUUCUAUGGUAGAUCUCUCAUCUCUUCCCUAGUUAUUAGCUAGACUUUUUCAUUAUUUGACUUUUUCAGUUUCCAAUCUCUCCUACAAAAACUCCAUCAUUUGGAAGAUAUACUUCCUUUGUACUUCUAUAUCAGAGAUUUUUUCGCCGCGUAUCUCGCUUAACCUAAUUUCCAUUCUAUUCAUACCCUCUUACCUAAAACAGCGUCUUUUUGAUAGAAAAUGGCGAACGGGUUAGAGAAAGAAACUGGGUUCACCAUGUUCAGUGAUGAAGAGCUAAAGGAUGUCAAUGGGGUGAAGAGAGUUGGAGAAUAUGUUGAAGUAAUGUGCGGUUGUACUAGCCAUAGAUAUGGUGAUGCUGUUGGAUGGCUUAGGGUUUUUGUUAAUGGUUACCUUGAAAUCACCUGUGAAUGCACCCCUGGUUGCCAAGAAGACAAAUUGACUCCUGCUGCAUUUGAGAAACAUUCUGGAAGAGAAACGGCUAGAAAAUGGAAGAACAAUGUGUGGGUAAUAGUUGAUGGUGAGAAAGUUCCGUUGUAUAAAACAGUUCUUCUCAAAUACUACAAUCAAGCGUUAAGAACAGCCAAUGGAUCACACAAAUUGCAAAAUGGACGAGGCCAUCGUGACGAGUUCAUCCGGUGUACUAGAUGUAACAAAGAGCGUAGAUUCCGGCUGAGAACUAAAGAAGAUUGCCGCAUUCAUCAUGAUGCUUUGGCUGAUCCAAAUUGGAACUGUUCUAACCUUCCAUAUGACAAAAUUACAUGUGAUAAUGAAGAAGAAAGAGGAAGUCGAAGGGUUUAUAGAGGAUGCACUCGUACUGCAGCAUGUAAAGGUUGCACUUCUUGUGUAUGCUUUGGGUGUGAGAUAUGCCGUUUUUCAGAUUGCACUUGCCAAACUUGUACUGACUUUACCAGGAAUGCCAAUGUCAAAGCUUGAGUUCAAAUUAUGCUCCUAACUUUUGAUUUUUUUUAGUACCCUUUCAAGGUUCUGAUGUACUCCUACUUGGUUAAUUGUUAAUUAUUUUCCAUUAAAUUAAUUGUUUUCUGUGUUUUAUUAUGUGGCUUUUUUUAAAAAUAGAAUUCAUCCAACUACAUUUUUUUAAUGCUAUCAUGGCUUCUUCCUAAUCAUGUAAGAUAUAUAAAAAAUGUUCUAUUCUUUAUCUAAUUAAGAUGGUUCAACCAAAUGUAUAAUCUUAUAGAAAUGAUUCUAUUGCAUGUUCUUUGAAUAUUAAUGAACUUGAAUAUUCUUUUAGUAGUGAAGAACUUUUUUCCCUAUGAUUUCUUUCUGUAAAAUGUUAUUCAUACAUGAGGAAGUACUUUUAACCAGUUGGCAAGCUCAGAAAAUAAUGCAGAACCAAUGGUAAUUUUCUUUUCAAGUUAUUGGAUGCAUUUUUUGGUUUAUCUGAAAUAUUUUUCUAGUUAAGACUUUUUCUGCUUUUAAAAUGUGAGUCAUAUUUUUAAAAAUAUUAUGUUUUAUUUUUUUUUUCAAUACAUCUUUAGUUAAUAUUACUCUCGGUUUG
Messenger RNA from Vicia villosa (hairy vetch), 1742 nucleotides. RefSeq names its product protein ULTRAPETALA 1-like. The coding region runs from base 446 to 1159 and encodes 237 amino acids. Gene Ontology annotation, cellular component: nucleus; cytosol. Lineage: Eukaryota; Viridiplantae; Streptophyta; Magnoliopsida; Fabales; Fabaceae. The transcript has 3 exons. The record is from RefSeq and is a predicted model, not a curated record. Gene Ontology annotation, molecular function: DNA binding.